Sordaria macrospora k-hell is the source of this 777-nucleotide messenger RNA. RefSeq lists its product as uncharacterized. The record is from RefSeq and is a predicted model, not a curated record. NCBI's taxonomy places the organism in Eukaryota, Fungi, Ascomycota, Sordariomycetes, Sordariales, Sordariaceae. Gene Ontology annotation, molecular function: methyltransferase activity.
AUGGCUCACCAUAUGAUGUGUCUCGCUUACGACAAUCAGCUGUUUCUUGCGCCCUUAGAAAACCCCCAAAGAGUGUUGGACGUCGGAUGCGGGACUGGCAUCUGGUGCCUUGAUUUUGCAGAGCAGUUCCCGGGCGCCCAAGUCACCGGCACUGACAUCUCCCCGAUUCAACCACGCUGGGUCAGCCCUAACUGUAGAUUCGAAAUUGACAACUGUGAACUCGAAUGGACCUUUGCAGAAAACGAGUUUGACUACAUACACAUCGGCUCGCUCAUCGGCUCCAUCCAAGAUUGGCCAAAACUCUACAAGGAGAUUAUUCGCGCUCUGAAGCCUGGGGGGUGGUUUGAACAGCGAGAGGUUGCGCUUCCUGUCCGUGCUAACGAGGGUGAAUUACCUGAGGAUUGCGUCUAUCAUGAUUGGGCCAGCAUAUUCUACGAGACCGGAGAGGCAACAGGUCGUACGUGGAGAAUCACGGAACAGUGGAAAGGAUGGCUGCGAGAUGCUGGCUUUACGGAGAAAAUCCACACUCACCAGGUCAAGUUACCCAUUGGAGGCUGGCCGAAGAACAAGCUUCAAAAGGAGAUCGGGCUGUUCAACCUUCUUUCAAUCGAGACUGGUCUAGAAGGAUUUGCUACUUACAUUUGUAAGAUGGUUUUGGGGUGGCAUGAUGCUGAGAUCCAGCUCUUAUUAGAGAGGAUGAGGGCGGCUGUCAAGAACCCCCAGUUGCAUGCUUAUUUUCCUCUGAAGUCAGUCUGGACGCAGAAGCCAUAUGCUUAG